Messenger RNA from Notothenia coriiceps (black rockcod), 1902 nucleotides. RefSeq names its product signal transducer and activator of transcription 3-like. Gene Ontology annotation, biological process: regulation of DNA-templated transcription; signal transduction. The transcript is spliced from 9 exons. The record is from RefSeq and is a predicted model, not a curated record. NCBI's taxonomy places the organism in Eukaryota, Metazoa, Chordata, Actinopteri, Perciformes, Nototheniidae. Bases 1 to 789 code for a protein of 262 amino acids. Gene Ontology annotation, molecular function: DNA-binding transcription factor activity.
AUGUGUUUCGACGGGCCGUGUGUAAACUACUCCGGCUGCCAGAUCACUUGGGCCAAGUUCUGCAAGGAAAACAUGGCUGGCAAAGGCUUCUCCUUCUGGGUGUGGCUGGACAACAUCAUCGACCUGGUUAAGAAGUACAUCCUGGCACUCUGGAAUGAAGGGUAUAUCAUGGGCUUUAUCAGUAAGGAGAGGGAGAGGGCCCUUCUCAACCCAAAACCCCCCGGCACUUUCCUGCUGCGCUUCAGUGAGAGCAGCAAGGAGGGCGGCAUCACAUUCACAUGGGUGGAGAAAGACAUCAGCGGAAAGACCCAGAUGCAGUCGGUGGAGCCCUACACCAAGCAGCAGCUCAACAACAUGUCUUUUGCCGACAUCAUCAUGGGAUACAAGAUCAUGGACGCCACCAACAUCCUGGUUUCGCCUCUUGUUUACCUCUACCCUGAUAUCCCCAAAGACGAGGCUUUUGGGAAAUACUGCAGGCCAGAAGCUGCGCCGGAGCCUGAGAUGGGAGGAGACUCCACGAGUACUAUUCAGCCAUACUUGAAGACGAAGUUCAUCUGCGUUACCCCGUGUCCCUCCGUGUUCAUGGACUUGCCGGACAGUGAGCUGCUUGGGAACGGAUUCCCAGGCACAAACUCUGGAAACACCAGCGACCUGUUCCCCAUGUCGCCCCGCACCCUGGACUCCCUGAUGCACAAUGAAGUUGAGGCAAAUCCUUCACAUUUGGCCUCUGUCUGGUUUUCCUCCGCAGACUCAAUCACUUUGGACAUGGAUGUAGCAUCACCUAUGUGAGGACAGUCGCCAAGUUUCUUCAUUUUCUUCAUUGGGAUUUGGUAUUAUGUUGUGAAAGAGGUGUUAUAAUUUUCCCACCGCCUGUACAGUUUGUUUCUUGUUUCUGUUUAAAAGAAAAUGUCUACUUUUCACAGAGAAGGGAUCUAAAUGGUUUUGAAAGAUGUUUUAAAUCUUUUAAAAGAGGAUUUCCACUCAUUUAAAGUUUGACUGUCCAUCUUUAGCUCAGUGUGUGAUUUUAAGCAUCUUCCCGCUCCUGUUCUGUUCUUCUCCAUCUGCAUAGAUGUCCUGAUUACUCUUUUCAGUAUCUGGAAUUAUAUUUUUGAGAACAUUGUAUUUUUGCCUUUUUGAAACGGCUAUGAACUCUUGUGUUCUUUUCUUUUGAAUAAGAAAGUGUAAGUAGAAUAAUUGUUGCAUACAGUAAGCUUUGCCGUUUUGGAAUAGUAUUGUUCUGAUGCAUUUAAUGGUCCUUUUUAAAUAUGUACUAUUGCAUUUUUAGUGGCCGCCAAAUGUUUUGUCACAUGUGUUUCACAAUACCUUUGUUUCAUAUCAAAUGGUUUGUUUCUUGAUAGUUUUUACUCAGAAUGAAAUAUUUCCAAUAUUUCUUAGAGCCAUUUGAAGUUUUAAAAAACUGCAGAGAGAUGAUAUAACAAUUUAUGGAUAUUUUCCUGUAAAGUUAUUUCCCCUUAUAGUGAGAAAUUACAUGAUAUAACCUGUAAAAAUUGUUUUGAAAGCAGUUUUUUGUCACUCCCACCCCAUAUCAAACUGUAAUUUGUGAUCAUGUGAGUUGCACUUGCUUUAAAAUUAGCAGUUUUAUUGUUUGUGUUGUGCCUGAAUUCACCUGAUCAGAUAUGUAAUGUAAAUCAUUGUAUGAACAAUUUAUUUUAAGACAAACUUGUUGUUAAAAUAAUCAUGGAUGAGAAAGAGAUAUUUCCCUCUAACACAGCAAGGAGUGUUGACUUUUAACCUUUCAUACAACUAGUAAACUCUGAGAUAAAUGCAAGCCACAUCUGUCUGUCAUGCAACGAAAUGUCAAGAGGAUUUCUGUAAAAUACGAUGUAACUACUCAUCAAUUGACAUAAGGUAAUAAAAACAAGUUAUCACUGAAGUAGUCAA